AUGUUUCGGGGCCGGGUCUCUCGGCUUUCAGUGGUAUUACCCAGGCACCCUGCCGACCCCGCCAAGCGGGACUGCCGGCGUGAGGCCUGCCGCUUCGGCGCCGGCUGCUACCGGCGGAGCACUGCCCACCUGGAAAGGUACGCGCACCCCGGAGAUCGGAACUACCGCAAGGAGACCCUACUGCAGCUUUUCGACUUCCACGAUCCUGAGGAAGAGUUUGCGCAAACCUUCGAGUACUGCAGCAAGGACAACGCAGGCUCGGAAGUGGAUGGCGAGUGGGAGGCUGCAGGCGGCACGGCCACCGGUCGCUUGGCCAUUUUCCCUAUUUUCUCUCCCCAAGUCCUGCGCAAGGGCCUCCUUGUAAGCAGCCAGUCGUACUGGAGCCAGCAUUUUUUCCCCAACUCCAGGGGCGCCCUCCGCAAGGUCGCCGGGGCCGGGGUCGCAAGCAACGGCUCCCGGCUUUCCGGCGGGUGGCUACGUCAACUUCUCGCGCUUUGCGAGUUGGGCUUCGCAGCACUGCACGUUGCCGAUAGGUUUCGCAGCCGCGAGGACGACGACACGUCGUGCAGUUGUGCCGAGUUUUCCGCCGUGGCGGCCGGAAGACUCUGCGAGUGUGGCCACAAAGAGAGUGCGCACAGGUCCAUCGCGGAUGUGUUUUCUGUCGGAGAAGAUGCGCUGAAGCAUUGGCAAACUGCAGAUGACGGCUCUCUGCUGAAUGGGCUGGUCAACGUUGAAGACGCCGAUGUUCUUAGCCGGAUGCAGGAGCUCUUCAACCAGAGCCACAAGACGAGCGACAACUGGACCCGUGAUCGCGGCUGCUCCCUUCAUGGUCGGUGCGACGCCGCAUGCCUCCGGAAGAAUGGCCACCGAGUUCCCAAGGGCUUCGCCGUCAAGAAGGUUUUCCGGAACCAGAACUUGGACCUGUGGAAGCAUUAUGUUUUGAUGCGAAACUCCAUCAGCAGCGAGUGCGGCGAGGACUCGCACUUCACGCCUAUCUCCGUGCAUGCGGACGUACAGGUCGAAGCCAGCAUGUCUGCGACCUGCAACGAGUGGCGGCUCUUCCAUGGCACGAACGUCGACGCCUCGCGCGGAAUUUGCGGGAGCAACUUUCGCCUGGCUCUUUCAGGCACCGGCGCCACCUGGAAGGAGCCUGGCGAAGCCAAGGGCUCCCCGCUCUAUGGCUUCGGGAUCUACCUGGCCGAGAUGGUCACCAAGUCGGAUGAGUACGCCGAUCCUCUGCCCGAGGGGGAGGAGGAGGCCGGGCUGCACGCCCUGCUGGUGGUGCGCUGCGUCGGCGGCCGCGCCAAUGUUGUCGAGACGAACGAGAUCGACAAGGAACGUCUGAAGAAAGAGGUCUUCGACGGUCCUUACCAUUCGGUCUUUGGCGACCGGGUGAAGACAUUGGGCAAACCUUACAGGGAGAUCAUCGUGUACGACAAGGAUCAGAUCUAUCCAGAGUACCUUGUGCUUUACGAGAGGCUUUCCAAAACUUGA
This is a messenger RNA of Symbiodinium natans, 1494 nucleotides long. NCBI's taxonomy places the organism in Eukaryota, Dinophyceae, Suessiales, Symbiodiniaceae. The record is from the annotation of a GenBank genome assembly.